Drosophila mojavensis is the source of this 8669-nucleotide messenger RNA. RefSeq lists its product as uncharacterized. The record is from RefSeq and is a predicted model, not a curated record. The transcript is spliced from 15 exons. NCBI's taxonomy places the organism in Eukaryota, Metazoa, Arthropoda, Insecta, Diptera, Drosophilidae. Bases 574 to 8430 code for a protein of 2618 amino acids.
UUCAAGGCAGAAAAUUGCAAUUGCACCGAACGGACGACUAGCGAAACAAAACGAAAAAUCCCAAACAUUUCACUUGUUAAAUAAAUCUAUAUACAUAACUGCACAGCAGUCCAAUUAGGCUAAAAGCGUAUCAAGGUAAUCGAAUCAAAUUGUCAAACGCCAAGAAACGCGCACAGCUCGUUGACGGCGCGCGCGUUUUGGGAAAAAACGCGUUGCGUUCUUUUCAUUUUGCUGUAUGUGAGAGACUUCUUCGACACAACACACAAACAUACACAUACACGCACACAUACAGGCAAUCGCCAGCAACAGCAACGAAAACGACGGUCGGUCCGAGACGAGGCGAGUGAAAGUGUCUCCACCACGGAAGUGCAUCUGUGAUUUGUAUAAUAAUGCGUCGCGCAUACUCAAAUUUUUGUUACGCGAAAGCCCUGGCUGCGUUUUAGCCCGAUUGACGUAGUGGCUUAAUGUUGCAAAGAGUGUGUAACAAAAAGAAACAAAAAUAAAAACAUAAAUAGAAAAUAAUACGAUAUACAAAAAGAUAUCGAAAAAUUUCGUUUAAUCAAAUAAAUAAAGAUGGCUGAACAAGUGGAGAAGGCAUUGACGUACAUGAAGACAAUUCCCGUUACCGGAAUGUUACAGGUGCCUGACUCCGAAAGAGCAUUAUCAGCCGCAACAGCAACAAAAACUUGCAUGAACUGUUGCAGCAGCGAGGACGAUGCGCGUCCCAGUUGCAGCGGGAGCAGCGGCAGCAACAAAUCCAAGGGAGCCAAAGCCAAAACCCGUGCCAGCAACGUCGAUGCGAGUGUUGUGGCUGCAGCCGAGGCCGUUGUCAAUGGUGAACUGGAUGCCGCCUCUUGCUAUCAUGUGAGCAUGAAAAUGUCCAUUGAUGCGGCCACGCCGCGCAUCUGUGGCGACUCCAUACCAAUGAAAUGUGAUGCAUUGGUCGCAAUGCGGGAGGCGCUCAGCGCCAACAAACCAUUGCCCCUCCAAUCCAAACAUCAAGCGGGCAAAAGCAAUGGCAGCACCAAGCCCAAUCCACCACCGCCUUGUCAGCUGUUGGAACGGCUCAAUUUUCCCGAAGGCAACAUCAUAAAUACGCUGCACACGAUAUUGGCGCUGCCGCCGUUUGAUCCUUACGCGCCAGCGCCAAAAUCGGAUGUCGUCUACAAGGAGGUGGUUUCACUCAUGCAAUGGAGCCUACGCGAGAACAAUGUCAUCGAAAUGGAGCUAAGCGAUAAACUGCUGCACGAGUGUAAGUCGAAAAGCCAGGAUCCAAACGAUGAGACGCGCUCUUAUUUGAUGGCCAUUGAGAAUAUGCGUUUAUUCUCGGAGGAUCCAAAGAAUCCACUGAGGGACGCCGACGGACAGCUGCGUGCAAUUACGCUUUAUUUUCAGAAUCUUGCCUUGAUAUUUGUGAAGCAUCGAAAGGAGGAAUUCUUCACAUUUUGUUCCUGCAAGGAAUGUCUCGAAUAUCGCGAAACCAUCAUGGCCAUUAUGAUGGAUCAAUUCAAGGCUGCCCACAUGGUCGUCAUGCUGCUCGAUGUGCUAAUCAAGGCAUACAGUCCCAUGUUAAAAAACGAUGCUGCCUACAACAAAUUUGAGAAGCUAUUGGAGUCCAAUAAGCAAAUAUAUUGGAUUACAAGCGGAUUUCUCUACGAUAAAAAUGCCGAAUAUCUGGAUUUUAUUGAUGAUACUGCGAUCUCUGAUAAUAUGAUAUUAGUGCUAUUCAGCGCCAUACUGAUGGCCAACAAUCCAAUGCUGCUGCUACAAAUACUCGCCUAUAAUGUUGAGUGCAUUGUCAAGGCAUUUUCCGAGGGCAUGAUCGAAAUUGCUCAAAACGUGCAGGAGAACGAAAAGAUAUCUGCCGAAAAGAUGCUCACAUAUUUACUGGACGGCUACUCAGAUCUGAACUGCAUCUCACAGAAGAUCUCGCUAAGUCUGUUCGCUUUCGAGAAUGAUUUUCUGCGCAAGUUCAAGCUCUCCUGGGUGCUACUGUGCCAGCGCCUCUUUCAGCAACAUGUGUUCAAUCCGCUGGGCGACACCAUGCUCGCAUGCAUAUUGUCGCUGAAGGAGGGCGAGAGCUCGACCCAGACAACGGCGUUAAUUAAACGCUAUAUGCUAUUCGAUGAGCAUAUGCACUCCAUUGAGCGCCGCUGGACGGACAUUUGGGUGGAGCUAAACAAGUUCAACUUGUCGCCCACGGAGCACGAUCGUCGCAUGGGCCUACUCGAUGUGUAUAACAUAUUUGAUAAGGUCGUUAUGGAUGCCACCUCCUUCUCGCUGCCGGAUAUCAGUGAUGAUGAGUUCAUAGAUUUUCAGCGUAUUGUCGAUCGUCAACUGGCUUGGAAGAACAUCAUGGCGUUCACCAAGCUCAAAUGGCCAGACGGUUUCUACGAUCCGCCCAAUAAGCUGGUGCACGAGGACUUAUGCAAAAAGUGUAAUGCGAUGCUGGAAUACCAUAAUGAAAACUGCAAAUGCAUCACUUGCUCCAUUGCUGGCACACCUCUGAUGCCGCGACAAGCCGGACAUUGUGCCAAGUGCACAACACUCGGCAUUGUUGAGAAGGACGCCAAGCUAAUGAAAUCGAAAAUACUGAGCACCUGCACCAGCGAUGAGGCCAAACACCAUAUGGCAGCUAGUACUAGCGCCGCUGCUGCCGCACAGCAGCGUAGUCAGUCCGAUGCUGUUGUCGCUGUCACAAAGGAGGAGUCAAGUGGCGGGACAUUGCGACGUCAGGAGAUGGAUACCGCUUUGCGCACCACCUACCACGUGGCAUGGGCUGUAUUCCAGCACCUUGCGACACGCAAACGCUAUCGCUACGACAGCGUCGAGCCGCAAUACUUUUGCGGCGAAAACUGCCGAGUCUCCGCCUGCCAGCUGGCGCGCAAGAUCCUUGCCAAUGAACUGUCGCCGCCGCUGACUAAGCAUUUGUUGCGUUGCUUCCAGCCGUUGUCGUUUUCCCGCGAGGAGCUGCGCACUACGCUGCCAUCGCUGAUGUUCUUCAAUCGCAAGCUGGCGCCCAGUCCCGCCGAGCUGCAGGAGCUCAAGAACCAGCACUAUGUCUACAAGACCUACUGGACCUUCGUGUUGUCCAUCUAUGCCAAUUUCUUUGUCAAGUUCAAUUCGACGGCCACGGACUUUAAGCAUCUGGAGCUGCUCAAAGGCGAUUUGCGAUUGCGCCCAAAUAGCGUGGUUGGCGACAAGGACGAUGGACGCUUCGAACAGUUUUUGGCCCAGGUCAUUGGCUAUUCGCCCUUCAAGAUUACGGAUGACUUCACACUGGGCGACGCCAACAUCGACAAAAUGCAAUUUGGCGUGGAUCAUCUGAUGAAGCUGCACGAUUCGCAAAUGAUCAAACGUGGCAAGCCGGACAGCACCACUAGCAUGGGCUCUGGCAAGUCGAAGCUAAACGAUCCGGCACAAUCGGGCGCCGGCAACGACUCGAAUAACUCCAAGAAGUGCAAGGAAAAGAUGCGAAAAUGCUGUGCUGACUACGCGGACAUUGGUGAGCCCUGCAAGGAGAACCACUCGAAGAAGCGUGUCAAGAAGGAGUGCAAUCAUGCGCGCUUCAACGAGACGCGCGAUCGCUUGCGCAAGAAGCUCACACAGAUUGUCAACGAUCGCAAGAGCAAGAGCAGCCAGGAGACGGUGGCCAGGGCGCAAGCGGAGCCAACUGCCGGUCGCAAGCACGAGCCGGUGACCACUCAGCAGCCGCCCACACUCAAGGUGGUUGCCUCGGCGCAGGUGCAGGCGGCCACACGUAAAAUGCCUGCAGCGGCAGCGGCUGCAGCAGCUGCUGCCGCCGCGGCGGCACUCAAUGAGAUUGGCGACAACAUUGAGGAUGGCGAUAAUAGUCUGCUCUGCCUGGACAGUCUGUGCAAGAGCAUCCAGAUGCACACGGAUGCGGCUGGAGGCGGCAGCGGUGGUAGUGGCAGCAGCAGCGCCGGCAGCCUGCCCGCCGAUCUGAACAGCUACAGCAAGGAGGAGAUGAUGCAGGACUUCGCCGAAUUCUUGGGCAGCUAUACACGCGAGCAGGAUCAAAAGCGUUGGAUUAAUGAGACGUUAAAUUUCAUCGAGGGCAAGCCACAGCAGCCGCAAACGUCAAAUCCCAAGAAGGCCGCCAAGAAAGCCAAGCAGAAGCAGCGCAAGGAGGAGGAGAAACGCAUUAGGGAGCUGGAGGAUUUGCGCCGUCAAUUCCUCGACAUCUACUUCAAGGAGUUCAUCGACAAAUAUGAGAUGCGAACCUUAACGGCUGCUGGCGGCCGCAAGCGCGAAAAGAAACGAAUUUCCGAACUGGAGACCAACAUCAAGAAUCUGCAGCGGGCGAAGGCUAAGGUGGAGUCGGUCAUACUGGAGCUGAUUGCAACCAUCAAGCAGGCCAACAGCGAAUUUAAAUUCUCUUACCUGCCCACCAAGGAGCAGCAAAUGGCUAAGCUAGCGCAACUCGAUGAGAUCCUGAAAGGAGGGCUACCCCAUCUUGAGAACUUUCCCCGGCCACCAGCCCCAGCCCCAGCCCCAGCAGCAGCACCAGCGCCAGCACCGGUUGCGGCUGAACCUGCAGCCAGUGCACACUAUCCCAGCUUUAUCAGCUCUGCCGCAUUCUUUCCGCCACACAUUGGGGCGCCGCAUACACCCAUGUGCUAUGCACCGCCCCAGCCGCCGCAGCAGCAGCAACAGCAGUUGCCGCGGGACGUGAUCGCCGCCAUGGCGGCCAAUGCCAUAACCGCAGAUCCAUCCAAGCGCAUCGUCACCAUACGUCGCGUGCAGCUGCCGCACGCCAGCGGCGAACAGCAGGUGACCGUGGUGGCCAAGGGCAGCUCGCCGGACGAGGACAAGCUGCUCUACACGUUUGUCAAUGGUCAUAUGGUGGCCUCAGCGCAGCCAGCGCCAAAGAGCUCAGCUCCGGCUGCGCCGCCUGUGAUGGAGAAGAGCGCCAAAGCCAGGAAAAAGGAGGCUAAACGGGCAGCAGCAGCAGCAGCGGCGGCAGCAAACGCCGCUGCGGCCUCGGCUGCUGCUGCUGCUGCGACUGCUGCUGCUGAGUUGGAGGCAACUAAGACAGCAAAGAACAAGAAACAAAACAAAAAGGCAGCGGCGGCCGUGGCGGUGACGGCGGCUCCUAUCGCCUCCAGUUCCACAUCGGGCACCAGCUCCAAGUCGCAGACGCCGCAAAGCAGCGCCGUCAACACGCGCGAGAACUCCUUGUGCAGCAUCAAGCCGAAGGCCAACAAAAAGGCGGCGUCCAAGAAUGCCAACAAAACAGUGGCCGAAGUGCCGCCGCCCAAACCGGAGCCUGAGCCAACGCCGGAGCCGGAACCGGAACCAAAGCCGGAGCCAGUAAAGAAACACAAACGCUUGAAGCCGCGACUGGAUGAGGGCCAACUGGACAACAAUCCGUUCAAGUCGCUCCACCUGCUCGACUCCUCGGACGGUGAGUGGGAAACGGGCAGCGAGUCGGAGGAUGCAGCAGAGCCACCAUUGCCGCAGCCAGUGAAAUCGCAGCCGAAGACGAGUGUUGCAUCCAAGCCAGCGGCCGCAGCUGUGCCAAAUUCCAAGCAGAAGGUGGCGGCAGCGGCAGCGGCGCCUGUUAAGAAGUCCAAAAAUGAGGCCGCGCGAACGCAAGCAGCUCCUCAGCAGCCGCAGGGACAUCCGCAGCCAGGCAAAUCCACAUCAGCUACUGCUUCCAAUCAGCGCAAAGCUACGUCCCAGCAGCAGCAGCAACAGCAGCCGGCGCAGGCUAAGAAUCCAUCGCAGCGUUCGUCCGACUCACAGUCGAAUGGCAGCACACGCAAGGCCAAGUCCAGCCAGGGACAAGGGCAGGCCCAGGCUCAGUCGCAGGCGCAGGUUCAACCGCAGAGCGUCCCGCCGCCGGCUAACGGUAAUGGGCAUCGCGGAUCGCAGUCGCGCGGAGGACGUGGCGGCAGUGGACGGUCGAAGGCAGCCAAUGGAAGCCAGCAGCAACAACUGCCUCAUGCGAAUAGCAAUAGCACUUGCUCCUCGAUCGCCACUGAGCAGAGCUGCAGCACUGGGCAAACCUCAAAGCGUUCGCAGCGUGGCAAGCGCGGACAUCGUGGACAGAAGCAGGAGGAUCUCUCGGGCAUACCCAGUCACAUGGGCUAUUUCAAUCCCAACGAAGUUGCCAUACCACCGCCGUCGAUGCCGCCGAUGCCGCCGCAUGCCGGCAGCUAUGCCAGCACGCUGACCCAGCAGAUGCAGCAUCUGCGCAUUGGCAACGGCUCUUCCGGCAAGCAGCAGCAGCAGCAGCAACAGCAGAUGCAGAUGCAGCAGCCCAAUUGCAGCAUUAUGGAUCAGCUGAAUCGUGGCGUCCAGGUGGAGCAUCUAUCACUGCCACCGGGCAUAACGCUCACCAAGGUAGAUCCGGCCAAGAGCGAGCAGCUGCGCCAGAAGAGCGAAUCCAUACGUAAGCUCUCCAAACCGCUGGCGGAACAGCAGCAACUCUCGCUGCAGCAGCAGCAGCAGCAACAGGCACAUCUCAUGAGCAGCUACUAUGCGGGCAAUGCCACGGGCAUGGACUCCGCCGGUGGCGUCAUUAUGGUGGAGGCCAAUCCGCGCUCCAGCUCCCGCAACCAGUGCCAGCCUCUGGCUAUGCCGCCCAAUGGCAAUGGCACUGGCGUUGGGAAUAUGAAUGUGGCUGCUGCCGCUGCGGCGGCCAGUGCAAGUGGCAAAUCGUCGAGACGACGUCGCCGCAAUCGUGGCAAGUCGGGCGGCAGUGGUGCUGGCACUGGCCUCGCCAGCCUGGGGCAGCACAAGCAACGCUCUGGCCCGGACAACCAGCAGCAGCAGCAGCAGCAGGCACAGCAUGUGCUCAGCACGGCGCCCAUAAUGGAGGCGAGUGCGGGUGGGAACAUUAUAACGCUGCGCAAUCCGAUGUUCCAUCAGGGCGUGAACAAUGGGCCGGUGUCCGCUGGCAUUCUGUCCAAUCCCAAUCCCAUGCCGCCAGCUCGGGCCUUUGGCGCUGGUCUGCCACUUGCCGCCUCGUUGCCAAUGGACCAACCGGCCGCGAUUAUUAAGAAUGAGAACGGCAUGUUCACCAUACGCAAUCCGGCGUUGCACCAGGCCGUAACCAAUGGAUUGGCCAUGGGCGGCUAUCGUCAGUUUGGCAGCAAUGUCAACUACUAUACGCCGCAGGAGGCGGUGGCCGAGGCGGCGCGUGCCACACAGCAGAAGCUAUCGUCGCCACCAUUGGUUGUCACGCCCGGUAGCAGCAGCAGCAGCACUGCUCAACCAGUUCCCGCUGCCCCCACCAACUUCUCAUACUUUUCCAGUGGUUCAGCCAGUGGCGGCGGCAGCAGCAACAGCAGCAGCGGCAGUGGUGUUGGCCUCAGCGCCUGCGGCGGCGGUGGCAUGGUCGACACGCACAAUAAUAUCAGUAUUAGCUGCACAAAUGUUCCCAUGACCAGCAGUAGUCCGGGUCGUCUGGUGGGCGAUGCGGCCGUCAUCGCCCGUCCGAAGCAGACACAGAAAUGUCUGUCCGCCAUUGGCAGCGAGCUGAAGCAGAAGACCAAAGACAACCACUCGUCCGCAUCGAGCCAAUGGUCGAGCUUUGGCCAACCGACAUCGGAGUUUGGUGCCGGCCCGGCGGGCUCCACGCUGCAGGAGAAAUACCAACAGUCCAGCUACUACAAUGGCUUCGAGGUAUUCCCCUCAUCUGCUGGUGCUGGUGCUGGUGGUGGUGGUGGCAACGGACCCGGCGCUGGCCCAGGCGACUGUCACAUGCAUCAUAAUUGUGGCGACGACUCGCCGCCUCCAACCAUCACCGGUUUCAAUUCCUAUCUCGAGGGCAUACCCAACACCGGCGUCAUUCGCUAUGACGAUGCGGCCUUCCUCAAGAAUUUGAUACCGGGCCAGCAUCUCAACAACGAGGUCUCCAUACACAACAUAUCGGAGUCCAACUUCACGCGCAACAAUGCAUCGCCAUCGCCACAUCAUGUGGAGAUAACAACCGUGUUCGGCAAUCGCAACUGCUCAGCGAAUACCUAUGAACAGCAACAGCAGCAGCAGCAACCGCAGGCGAACAGCUACUGCGACAAUGUGGCCACCGAUUACGGCAGUGAUUCCACCCACCUGUUUGUGCAAGGCAACAUGAUGCCACGUUUAUCACAGGCGCCGCCGACAUCGGCGCAGGAUCCGUUUGGCUAUGACUUUGAGCCGGCGGCAGGCUCCAAGCCCGCCAGCGUGGCAAGCGACCUGAAUGAGUUCUUGCGUCGCAGCCCGCACAGCCAGCGCACCUCGCCCUACAGUCCGGACGAGAACGUGGUACUCGAGGCAUUUGUGCAAAACAUGAACGCACUCCAUAUAGCCAGCGAUGCGGAGCAGUGUGCACGACUCAACGGAAGCGCAGCUUCUGCCGGAGAUGCGGCUGUAGCAGAUGCAACUGCGGGUGCUGCUGGAGUCGGUGCUACUUGGUGGUAGAGUGGCUAUGACCAUGACAGCUGUUGCUUCAAUGUCAACAACAUGAACUCACAUACACACACACAGAUCCUUCACAUACAUCCGCCGUAACGCAAACAUUUCAUUGAUAAGAAAAACAAAAGAGGAUACCCUAUGAAAUCAUUUAAAAUGACUUAGAUGUCAAUUUCAAUGUUUCAGAAAUAAAAACGAAAAACAAAAACAAAAAAUUAAAAAUAAAAGCAAAUUAAAUUAAAUGGAAA